This is a messenger RNA of Mesocricetus auratus (golden hamster), 297 nucleotides long. RefSeq names its product prostate and testis expressed 3 (gene Pate3). The record is from RefSeq and is a predicted model, not a curated record. NCBI's taxonomy places the organism in Eukaryota, Metazoa, Chordata, Mammalia, Rodentia, Cricetidae. The transcript is spliced from 3 exons. Bases 1 to 297 code for a protein of 98 amino acids.
AUGAACAGGCACUCCUUGAUGCUCUUCUCCCUCUUCUGCCUCAUUGUGGAAGCAACAUCACUGAAGUGUGUGACAUGCCACUUUCGCACACCGUCGGACCACUGUAGAAGAGGCUUUGGCAUCUGCGAGGCUCAGAAGUACGAAACCUGCAUGAGCCUGAGGAUCUACUCCAAUAACACUCUCCAGAUAUCAUAUAUGGUGUGUCAGAGAUUCUGCAACAACUUGGUGUACAUCUUCAACAAUCGGACUUAUGUUCAUAAAUGUUGCCAUUUAGAUUAUUGUAACUUCAAAAUCUAA